Haemonchus placei is the source of this 987-nucleotide messenger RNA. The record is from the annotation of a GenBank genome assembly. NCBI's taxonomy places the organism in Eukaryota, Metazoa, Nematoda, Chromadorea, Rhabditida, Trichostrongylidae.
AUGGCAAGUCAUUUUCAGAUGUCGGUAAUUGGGGCCACUUCGAGCGCUUUGCUCUUUUCCGGCGUCACUUUGGUUGUUUCACUAUUCGCUGCCGCUGCAAUAUAUAGUCAAGUCAAUUCUAUUUGGAAUGAACUAGAUGCUGAGAUGAGCAAUUUCAAGAUACUGACCGACGAUCUCUGGAAAGACAUGGUUGGGCUCGGAGCAGGUACUCCAUCGAACCGAAUUAGACGUGAAUCUUACGGUGGCUACGGAGCCAGCGGACAGGCAGCACCUGCUCCCUCCUAUGGAGCGGUCAGAAACCCUUCACCAAGCUAUGGAAGCCCACCAGCAAUUUCAACAUGCAUGUGCGCCAUUAAGAGUAAUUGCCCCCCUGGUCCUACUGGACCUGUUGGACUUCCUGGACCAGACGGUUACGAUGGUCUCGACGGAAUUCCUGGACAAGAUGGUCUUAAUGCCGAAGAUGUUAUGAAUGAAGGCUCGCAAGGUUGCUUCACGUGUCCUCAAGGACUUCCUGGUCCACAAGGACCAUCUGGACCUCCAGGAGUUCGUGGAAUGCGUGGAGCCAGAGGGCAGCCGGGAGCACCUGGAAAGGAUGGUAACCCAGGAAUGCCUGGCGAAAUGGGGCCUCCAGGACCACCGGGACCUGACGGGACUCCAGGAAAACCAGGAGAAAAGGGAGAUGAUGCAGAGAAACCACUUGGACGUGCUGGGCCACGGGGACCUCCUGGAGAGCAAGGACCUGAGGGCCCUGAGGGGUCCCCGGGAAGAGAUGCUUACACAGGUCCACAAGGUCCACCAGGAGAUCAGGGAGUCCCAGGAUAUCAGGGUGCUGCAGGUGCAGAUGGAGAAGAAGGACCUCAAGGACCUCCAGGCAAUCCUGGAAAGGACGCCGAGUACUGUAAGUGUCCAGAUCGAGAUUCCGACCAUGGCUCUGCACACAGUCCUCGUGGCAAUGGGUACAGAAGAAGAAAACAUCGCAAACAUUAA